This is a messenger RNA of Trichoplax adhaerens, 819 nucleotides long. RefSeq lists its product as uncharacterized. The transcript has 6 exons. The record is from RefSeq and is a predicted model, not a curated record. Bases 1 to 819 code for a protein of 272 amino acids. NCBI's taxonomy places the organism in Eukaryota, Metazoa, Placozoa, Uniplacotomia, Trichoplacea, Trichoplacidae.
AUGUUUAAGAACUUAUUUGUUGCCAGAAUAUUUUGGGUUGCAGUCUUGGUUAUACCAUUAUUUGCAUCCGAUCCCUGUCAAGAUUAUCAUCCAUUAAAUGAUGCUGGUAGAUCCAUUAGCUCAGAAGUAGAUACAAUUUUCAAAUGCGACAAAUCCUUAAUACAUCAAUGGUAUCGAUUUACUGAUGGAAAUAAGAGUGAACUGAUUCUAAAUAAAUGUGCUAAAGCAUAUGGAAAAUGUGGUACUAUAUCUCCAGGUUGGAUGCAAGGCACCCAUCCAGCAGUGGCCGACGAUAUCGUUAACAGGACAGUCUGCUUCUAUAGAGAUGAGAACUGUUGUGCAUCAAAGUCUCAAAUUCAAGUUAAAAACUGCGGUUCCUUCAUGGUAUAUCGAUUGCCGCCAUUGCCAAAUAUUCCUGUUUGCAGGCGUUAUUGUACAACUGCCAUGGAUCCAUGUGAUUAUUACGAUACACUAAGUGACAUUAGUAGAUCAGAUACGACCCUGUCAACCAAUAGCCUCCAACAAAACUACCUAUGUGAUGAUCAUCUUAAUAAUACAUGGUAUCGAUUUAAAUAUGGAGAAGUUGAUCAUAUCAUAAAAACGGAAUGUAUUGAAGCGAAUUCAAAAUGCGGAACCUAUUCACCAGGAUGGAUGUUAGAAGAGCAUCCUACAGUUCACUGCAGUUUAAAGAUAAGCUUUAAUGGAAAAGUCUCUUGGACGAUUGGGUACACUAGUUCACAAAAUACUUAUACCAGUGAUAAAGACUGGCAUCAUAAGAAAUCUAGUUUAAUUAAUAUAAGAGAAUUUAUUUCGAGCUAA